Molecule: messenger RNA, 936 nt
Organism: Pelodiscus sinensis (Chinese soft-shelled turtle)
Lineage: Eukaryota; Metazoa; Chordata; Testudines; Trionychidae
Product: olfactory receptor 51G2-like
Biological process (GO): G protein-coupled receptor signaling pathway
Cellular component (GO): plasma membrane
Molecular function (GO): G protein-coupled receptor activity; olfactory receptor activity
Source: RefSeq, a predicted model, not a curated record
AUGACACCUGUCAAUGAUACCAAAUCACAAUUUGCAGUGUUCCUUCUCACUGGGAUACCUGGUCACGAAGACAUCCAUCUCUGGAUCUCCAUCCCCUUCAGCUUCAUGUAUGCUAUUUCGAUAGUAGGAAACGCAGUCAUUAUGUACUUUAUAAAAACAGACUCAAGCCUCCAUGAGCCAAUGUACAUUUUCCUUUCCAUAUUGGCCCUCACAGACCUUGGCUUAUCGAUAGCCACCGUACCAACGAUACUGGGUAUAUUCUUGUUUAACUCCAGGGAGAUCAGCCUCAAUGCCUGUUUUGCCCAGCUGUUUUUCAUCCAUUUUCUUGCAAAAAUCGAAUCCUCCAUUCUCUUGCUGAUGGCCUUUGAUCGGUUCAUCGCAAUUUGUAAUCCACUGAGAUACGCUUCCAUCUUAACCCUGCCAAGAAUAGUCAAAUUGGCACUGGUAUUUGUGGUAAGAGGGGUGGCCGUAGCAUUUCCAUUCCCUUUCCUCCUGAAACGAUUCCCAUACUGCCAAGCCAAUGUCCUCUCCCAUUCCUACUGCCUGCACCAGGACGUCAUGAAAUUGGCUUGUGCGGACAUCACUGUCAAUGUCAUCUAUGGCAUGUUCACUACAGUCUUCACAUUGGGGCUGGACUCGCUGCUCAUCUUCCUCUCGUAUGUGAUGAUCCUCAAAACUGUGCUGAGCAUUGCGUCCCGCACGGAGAGCCUCAGGGCCCUGAACACCUGCGUCUCCCACCUCUGCGCUGUCCUGCUCUUCUAUGUGCCAGACAUUGGCCUGGCUGUGCUACACAGAUUUGGGGACAGCUCUUUCCACUUGCUUAAGAUUCUCCUGGGCUACGUCUACCUGCUGGUCCCACCUCUGAUGAACCCAAUUGUGUACAGUGUGAAAAGCAAACACCUUCGUGCAAGGAUCAUCCGGGCGUUUGUCAAGUGA